CCUCCCUCUUGCGGAAUCAAAACAACAAUGGCGCGAAAGCAGGAGCCCCAUUUGUCUGUGCUGCAUGGGAACACGAAGCCAAAAUUGAUACAGAGAUCUCAACAUUUAUUCCAAUGUCCUUUCUGUCCCAAAGAAGGUGAAUACUGCAAGUUGGUCCCACACUUGCAGUGCCACAAUAAAGAUGUAGUUCGAUAUGCAGGCUUUUCAAUAUACAAGUGCCGAAGAGGAUGCGUGUCUAGUGGACAUUACCACUGUUGUUUUUGUUCAAAAACAUAUGUAAGGAGAGACAAUUUUUUGCGUCACCUCAAAUUGAAUAAAUGUGUAGUGAACCCUGCAGUGCCCCCUGCAGUGACGGGACUCUCCCUGCUUCCUCCAGUGACCGUCCUCCCUGCGCCUUCAGCUCCUCCCAUAGUGACGGGCACCUCCAUGCCUCCAAAAAAGACUGGUCCCAUUGUGACGGGCACCUCUGUCCCCCCUGCAAGCUCUUCACACACACGGGACAGGUGUAAAUCAAAAAUGAAGACAACUAUGUGUUGCUUUUGUCAUUUGAAGCUGAACAAGAAAAACCUGAAGUUACAUAUGAAGAGGCGACACUCAGAAACACUUGUCAACAUUAAGGAACACCAUUUUGUUGAUAUGGCUGGACUACUAAUGGAAGAGGUAUAUUAUGUUGGAGUAGACAUUGGCACUGCCAGUGUGAGGGCUGCACUGGUGACCAGAGACGGCCUGGUAAAGACCACUGCAGAAGAGCCCAUCAGCAUUUGGGAACCCCAGUCUGACCACUAUGUCCAAUCCUCCUCUGAGAUCUGGAUGAAAUGCUGUGCAGUUGUCAAGAAAGUUACCCAGGGUGUGGAGAAGAGCCAGGUUUCUGGUUUGGGCUUUGAUGCCACCUGCUCUCUAGUGGUUUUGGAUCAGAACUUCCAGCCUGUGCCCGUUAAUCAGGAUGGAGACAGUCACAGGAAUGUAGUAAUGUGGAUGGACCAUCGUGCUGCAGAGCAGGCCAAUCGUAUAACCAGCGCUGGCCACAAGGUCCUGAGCAGAGUGGGAGGAGUCAUGUCACCUGAGAUGCAGCCUCCUAAACUGCUCUGGCUGAAAGAGAAUCUGAAAGAAAGCUGCUGGGACAAAGCUGCUCACUUCUUUGACCUGCCAGACUUCCUGUCUUGGAAAGCAACAGGUUCUUUGACAAGGUCCUUAUGUACUGUGGUGUGUAAGUGGAUGUACUGCCCUCCAGAUGGAUGGGAUGACAGCUUCUGGACUAGCAUUGGAUUGGAGGACCUCCUGGAAAAUGACUUUUCCAAAAUAGGCAGUGAGAUGUGUUCUCCAGGGAGCCCAUUAGGCAGUGGCCUCACCCCAGAGGCAGCAGCAGAUUUGGGUUUGGACCCAGGAACUGCAGUUGGAGCCUCUCUUAUUGAUGCUCAUGCUGGAGGCCUAGGUGUGAUCGGUGCAAACGUCACAGGCUUCGAUUUGCCGUGUGAGGAUAAACCGGUGACUUCACGCAUGGCAAUGAUUUGUGGGACUUCAACCUGUCACAUGGCUGUCAGCGAGCAGCCUCUGUUUGUGCCAGGAGUGUGGGGACCCUACCUGUCUUCUAUGUUGCCUGACAUGUGGCUCAACGAGGGAGGACAGAGUGCGACAGGACGACUGAUUGACCAUUUAGUGAAGGGCCACGCUGCCUAUGCUCAGCUGCAGGAACAGACACAGCAGAGGUUUCCCUUCACAGGUGAGAACAUCUACAGUUACCUGAAUAGUCACCUGAGUUUAAUGGCUGCCUCUAAUUCCUCUGUUGACCUGCUGGGGUCCAGUCUUCACUUGUGGCCGGACUUCCACGGGAACAGGUCACCGCUGGCUGAUCCCACAUUGAAAGGCAUGGUGAUCGGGCUCUCAGUGUCCCAAACCAUCGACGACUUGGCCCUGCUCUAUUUAGCCACCGUUCAAGCGCUCGCUCUCGGCACACUUCAUAUUCUGGAGGCCAUGAAAGAGGCAGGACACGACAUCACAACCCUCUUCUUGUGCGGUGGACUGAGCAAGAACGCCCUAUUUGUACAGAUUCAUGCCAACGCAACAGGAUUGCCUGUGGUGUUGCCAGACCAGGCGGAGGCUGUGUUAAUAGGAGCAGCAAUUUUGGGAGCGUGUGCAUCUCAGCACUUCAGCAGUGUACAGGAGGCAAUGGAGAAAAUGGCUAAAGUGGGCAGAGUUGUUCAGCCGGAUCAUAAACUACAGAGCUUCUAUAAGAGAAAGUACACAGUGUUCUUGCGGCUUUUUGACCACCAGAGGGAGUACCAGGCCAUUAUGGACCACAAAGAGGCAGAUUGAGGCUGGGACUCAGAGUCUCUGUGUCCUCUCAGAGAUCA
Molecule: messenger RNA, 2351 nt
Organism: Solea solea (common sole)
Lineage: Eukaryota; Metazoa; Chordata; Actinopteri; Pleuronectiformes; Soleidae
Gene: fggy
Product: FGGY carbohydrate kinase domain containing
Exons: 18
Coding region: 28-2313 (761 amino acids)
Biological process (GO): carbohydrate metabolic process
Molecular function (GO): phosphotransferase activity, alcohol group as acceptor; kinase activity
Source: RefSeq, a predicted model, not a curated record